This is a messenger RNA of Aspergillus lentulus, 729 nucleotides long. RefSeq lists its product as uncharacterized. Lineage: Eukaryota; Fungi; Ascomycota; Eurotiomycetes; Eurotiales; Aspergillaceae. The record is from RefSeq and is a predicted model, not a curated record.
AUGUUAUAUUACAAGGACGAGUCUGACCUUUUGCAGCGAGCUAGGGUUGCUGCAAAGCACAACACGAACUUCUGGCACACUGAAACUGAGACUGAAGCUCUAUGGACGGAUAUUGCGGGGAACAGGUCGGGCAACAACGAUGCGUCCAGAUGGAAUAGAGGCGGUGGUAGGGUUCUUCAUCAGCUUGAAACUCGUGAGGUGUCGUGGAAACAAUCUCCCAGAGCAUUGAGCGACAGCUUCGUUGAAGAGCUGGAACACAGCUUGAACGAGAUUCGGGGCGACAGGCUCCAGAGUAUCAGACAAGCGGACCGCAAAACUUCCUGGUAUUCGAGCAAUCUACCGCAUGACAGUGAAAUGACUAGCCCAGACCAUCUGGCGUUUUUUUCCGAUCCCUUGGCCACUGAUGGCGAAUUCGAAGAGGUUGAAGACGGAGGAGAGUACGAAGAUUCCCGUCACCAGUACAUCGACCGGGACUGUACCAUGGAGGAGGUGACUCUACUUCGUGAAAUUGCUGCUCAAUGGAAAAAAGACCAGUGGAAGGCCAUCAGCACCAGAUUCAAUGGCAUGACCGGUCGUAAAAUCACCCCUGAACAGGCAAAGUCAGUUCUCGACAACCACCAAGGUUCCAACAUUCAUCGGAUGGAAAGUUCUCGCCCUGAUGGCAACCGGGAUCGGAUAAGAACCAAGGCUAGACCGGUACGCUCGGUGGAAUGGCAACUUCAAAGAUGA